AUGCGAAUAGUCUUCCAGGAUCGGCCAUCGUUGAUCCAGUUUCGGGACGCAGCACUGCGCACGUUCCGCUUUGUGGUGAAGGGUCGAUUUACUUCGAUCGAUGCAGAUCGACUGCAUCUGUUCGAGAAGAUUCAUACAAUCGACACAUGGGCAGGCACAUUAGACCUCCGCGUAGCGCUUCAAGUCUCUGCUCUCUAUAUGAAUGGUCUUUUGGACCCGAACGAAAUUUUAUCUUUGCGACCGAACAUUGAUCAGCUCGCUGAGCUGUAUCAGGAUAAACCGGAUAGACUGGCACGACUCUUGGGUCUAUUUGCAGAUCGCAUGCAACGAGCUCAAUAUACAGCUCUGACCAUGCAUGGCCAGUCCGAAGCUUCUCCUAUUCCAAUCUGUGACAUCAUGAUUCGAGCUUGUGCCGCAAUCGUCACUCCAACUUGUAUCCAUUUAGAAGGACCUUAUCUGGACCAGAGCAACAGCGUUCUGAGAGCGUACCCAGAACAUCAGCACUACUUCCUGCGGCUCAGUUUUGCUAGUGAAGAUCACCUUCCACUGUACAAUGACCGCGAUGUCGAUUCACGACUCUUCGUCGGUUAUAGGAUCGGGACGAUUCUGCGAGAAGGUGUCACGUUGGCUGGGCGACACUUCGAGUUCCUAGCUUAUUCUCUUUCGGCAUUACGACAACAUUCCGUGUGGAUGGUUGCUCCUUUCGAUCAUCCAGUACUAGGUCUCAUGACUGCGAACAGAGUUCGAGAUCGUCUUGGGGACUUCAGUCGAGUUUCCAAGUGUCCUGCCCGGUACGGCGCCAGACUGGCUCAGGCCUUCACGGCUACUGAGCCGUCGAUAGUCCUAAAACCCGAAAAUAUCGUCGAAAUACCAGAUAAAAUUAACAAGGCCAACAAAUUAAUUUUCACGGACGGAGUAGGAGGCAUGUCUCUCGAGCUGUUGGAGGGUACCUGGAAACGCCUCGUCGAGAAUCGCCCUCAUCUUCGUACCAAGAUAGACUUCCCGGCCACAGUGUUCCAGUUUCGACUUGGUGGAAACAAAGGCCUCCUGUCUUUGAAUCCCUUGCUUCCAGGACUGGUUAUGCAAGUUCGGCCGUCCAUGAACAAAUUCGACGCACCGGAUUCCCUCGGCCUCGAAAUCGCAAAAUCGUUCGAACGGCCGAGGCCCUUCUUUCUGAACCGACCUUUCAUUAUGCUCCUUGAAUCUCGAGGCGUGCAUGCGGAUGUCUUCCUAACACUUCAAAGGAAUGCAGUCAAAGCCGUUGAAGACUCCAAGUCGUCGCUCAUCCGCGCUUCAAUCAUGACGGAGACAUAUGGGCUCGGGGGCACAUUUUGGAUCAGGUUGAUUCUUCGUAAUAUUCACGAUAUCCUUGGCCUCGACUUCGAAGCAGGACAAGGGCUCACUACAUUCUACGAUCCCUUUCUCAAACAUAUCAUAGACGUAGGAAAAGCAAAUGCCCUCCGGGAAAUUCGGUUCCGGGCCCGCAUACCGGUCCCCAACAGCUGGACAUUAAUUGGCGUGGCCGACGAGCACGAUGUGCUGGGAAAAAAUGAGAUCUAUGCGUGCAUCCACAAACCUGGAGAUCCCGAACCACAUUGGAUUGAAGGUCCCGCGAUUGUGACAAAGUCGCCCUCCUUAGGCCCCGGCGAUGCCCAGUUUGUUACAGGGAUCGGAAGGCCGCCGCCAGAUUGCCCUUUCAUGCUAGGGCCGUACCCUCUCAAAAACUGCGUUGUGUUCUCUUGUCGAGGUGUACGGCCCAUCCCAUCAAUGCUUGGAGGUGGCGAUUUGGAUGGAGACGAGUUUAACGUCGUUCAAUAUUCAUCUCUGUUUCCACAGUACCCUGCAGAUCCAGACGAUUACACGGCGGCAGAGCGAGCCGAGCUCGAUAGAGAUUGUACGAUGAACGAUGUCAUCGACUUUAUCAUUGAUUACGUCAACAACGAUCUUGUUGGUAGACUUGCCACCGAACAUCUGAUCCUGGCAGAUCAACAUCCUGACGGCGUCAAAUAUUCUAAUUGUCAUCAGCUCGCGCAGCUGUACGCAUUAGCUUUGGACUUUGCAAAGACGGGCACGCCAAUCGAUCAAGACCAAAUACCGUCCCUGCUAAAUGAUAUGAAACCUGAUUAUCUGCAACGCGAACAGCAAGUGGGGAAACAGUCAACCAAGUUCUAUCAGAGUCAGAGAGCACUUGGUCACAUGUUUCGCGAGCCCGACUUGCAAAUAGACUUUGAUGCGAUAAGGGAAGAAUCCACAUUCUCCGAAACGAAUGGUUUUGACGGGGACAUCCUUUUCCACCGUGUCCGCGACUUGGUCACGAAAUACAUCAGUGUCUCAGCCUUGGUACUGCCUAACACCCCCGAAUUAUUUGAUCGCUAUGUCGAAGAACUGCGCCAUGCAUGUUUGACUACAAGUACAGGGCCCCGAACCCAAGAAGCCACAGAAGGCGAAGCCGUGAUGGGCGUGAUUCUCUCCAAUGCCUUCCAUCCGAAGAUACGUCUCGAUCGAGUGUACCGACUGAGACUCCAAAUAACGAACCUUGUGAAUUCGGUACGCAGCGAAUUUCAAGGCCUCGAAGAUGACCCUCUCCGUGUCAGAUUAGAGCGCGCGUAUGCGGGUUGGGACCAUUCCAGAUCUCGGGGAUUCGAAUUUGGAGCAAGAAGUUUUGCUCUGAUCGCUUUGAGCGCUAUCUUCCACUACAUCGAGGAGAUUGACAACGAUGCAAGGUAG
Molecule: messenger RNA, 2727 nt
Organism: Dacryopinax primogenitus
Lineage: Eukaryota; Fungi; Basidiomycota; Dacrymycetes; Dacrymycetales; Dacrymycetaceae
Product: RdRP-domain-containing protein
Exons: 6
Coding region: 1-2727 (908 amino acids)
Biological process (GO): siRNA processing
Cellular component (GO): nuclear RNA-directed RNA polymerase complex
Molecular function (GO): RNA-directed RNA polymerase activity
Source: RefSeq, a predicted model, not a curated record